AUGCUCCCUCUACCUAUCACGGCCCUCGCCCACCUUUUGCUCGGGCACCUGUUACUAACAACAGCCAUCGCCGGUCGGCUUCCCGAUGUGUGCGACAACUAUGAACCACUGUACGCAUCAAUCCACCGUGAUCUGGACAUCUAUAAACGCAACGCAGGCAUAUCACCGAAUUUGAUCUACCGGACCAUGGUCUUGCACAGCGCGGGGUACCGCGAGAAGGGCCUCGCGGUGGCGGUCUACCGCGGCAAGGUUUACAUCAUCUCCAACACACGGAGCAUCAGCUUGAAGCGCUUUGGACACCACGUGGCACUUUGGGUGGCGUACAUCAAAGUACUGCUGGACCUAGAGGAGAAGUACGGCAGUUAUCUACCGGACGUUGAGUUUGUGUGGCACACGAUCGACCGGCCCAUCCGGCUCGUCAACACGACCCCCGGGGGGGAGAACUUCCCGGUGUUUAGGUUCUGCAAGAGUGUCGUACAUCCCGAUAUCCUAGUCCCCAACUUCCACUUCUACAUGAAGCCCUACCAGCGGGAGUUCCUGGACCGCAUCCCCCACUUCAACGCGGAGGUACCUUGGGCGCAGCGCCGCCCCAUCGUGUUCGCCAGGUUCUCCGGCUACGUGCGCUACGUGCACCCGGGGGACCCCUCCGCACAGCGCCUGGGUGCGGGUGGGCGGCAGCUGUGCGAGGUGAAGGGAACCACCACCUCCAUCUGCCCGGUUCGGGAGCACCUCCACAACUGGGCGGCCAACUACACGUCUCCCCUUCGCUCACUGAAAGAAGUGUACGGCGUAUCCCUGUCGUACAGUGACGAUUUGGACAUCAGUAAGGACCAGCACUUGCCGAUGAAGGACCACAUGGAGUACCGCUACUUGCUACAUGUGGACGGGCAGGGUUUGUCCUCCAAGCUGGAGACGUUGCUCACCCUGGGCUCCUUGGUUAUGAAGGAGGAGUCGGGGUACAUGGCCUUCUACCACCACCUGCUGAAGCCAUUUGAGCAUUUUGUUCCAGUUUGGCGGGCGGGCACCGGCCCCGAAACCAUUCUGGAUGCUCUCGCCUGGGCUCGAACCCACGACGCCGAAGCCCAACGCAUCGCAGCAGCCGGCCAGGCGCUGACGGCGAAAUACCUCUCCUCAGAGGCCCGAGCCUGCUUCUGGCUCAAACUGCUCGAGGAGUACGGCAACACGCUGUCGUACAAGCCCGUUGAGUUUCGCAACCUCACGUUUGGGCCGGACGGGUGGGUCUCAGAGGGGAAAUGGCGGUACAUAAAACCCGCACGCGUCUUUCUUAAAGAGGAGCGGAAGGGGAAGUGGGGACCUCGCUGCUGCUGGGGCCUCGCCCUGGAUGUGGGUGGGGACUGCACGAGCGACUGGGCUGCAGUGGCGAUGCAGAGUGGCACCCACACAGCUGUCGCAAGCACAGCACGCUGUGCGAGAGAGCGAAAGACCAUGUCCAUGUCGGCUGCAGCAGUAAAACGGCAGGCGAACAUAAAUGCCGUCCGGCAUGAGGUUCCCGUGGCAAGUUCCUCCCCAUUUGGAGCAGGCUGCGGUGGCGCCGCCAGCCGCCGCGAGGCCUCCCAUUGGUCCGCGCUGCGCAGUAGGCUAUUUCCGGCCCUGCGCGUGACCCUGCUGCCAUUCACGGCGGCAUGUCUGGCGGCAGCGGCGGGCGCACAAGGGCAAUUCCAGCGGCCACCAGACGUCGCAGGCCUGCAUGGCUCCCAUCUACCGCCACGUGCGCCUUUCGCGACCCACGGGUCAAUCGUCACGGACUCCACCGCGGUACCAACGGACGUGCGCACGGCGCGGCAGAUGCUGGAAUCUCGCGGCUUUGUGCAUCCGGGUUUGCAACCCGGAGCGGCGUGGGGCGCACUGCCUGCGGCUAGCCCCGGGGGCUCUGGAGAGAUGCACGCCAUGUUCGAGUACCUGUUGCUUUUUCCAGCUUGA
This is a messenger RNA of Volvox carteri f. nagariensis, 1941 nucleotides long. RefSeq lists its product as uncharacterized. The transcript is spliced from 13 exons. The record is from RefSeq and is a predicted model, not a curated record. The coding region runs from base 1 to 1941 and encodes 646 amino acids. Lineage: Eukaryota; Viridiplantae; Chlorophyta; Chlorophyceae; Chlamydomonadales; Volvocaceae.